This is a messenger RNA of Chara braunii, 2729 nucleotides long. The record is from the annotation of a GenBank genome assembly. Lineage: Eukaryota; Viridiplantae; Streptophyta; Charophyceae; Charales; Characeae.
GCUGCACACUAACGGCUUGUACGACGAGUGCAGACUGCCUCUCAGAGGUGUUAAAGGUAUGUUGGUGACCAUCAAGAGUUUCGCGGGAUACAGCUCAAACAUGACAUUGUGCUCUCACUUCAAAGGCCUUUGCGAUGGCGGCAGCAAGCGUCUUCCAUCGCCAGAGCAAUAUCUCGAUCUCGCGCUAAUGGUGCCGAAAGAACGCUCGGUUCUUUCGCGAGAACAUGUUUUUCGGCUUCUGCCACCCCAUGAGGGGUCGUCCGGCUUGGCUCAAGAAACUCCAGGUGCGGCAGUGGGGCGCGGAAGUCCGAUUCAAGACGCUGGGGGUCGGGUCAAGGGGCGCGCGCGCAGCGUUCACAUGCAGGUCGGCCCAGAUGCUCCUGGGAACACAUCGGACUUGCAUUCUCAGGGUACAAGGACUCAACGGGUCGGUACUCCAAAACUCAUCAAGGUCCGCUGUGGCGGCGACACGUAUCCGCUUCAAGAUGAGACGAGAAGAGAAUCCGGCAGAUCGGGGCAAGAUGUCGGAGGGAAUGAGGCUGAAGGGAUGGGCGCUGUCCGCGAAAGCUCUGGUGGGGAGCAGACUCCUUCGGAGAAGAAGCGCGAGCGACAGAGGAUGGUGCGAGAGGAGGUGGCGGAAGAAACCCUCCGCAUGAAGAGGAUGAGAGGAAAAUCGGAGGCGAUGAUGGGCGGGGAUGGAGGUGACGUCGGAGAAGGUGGCUCGGGAAAGAGGCCGCGGAAGACUGCUGAGGCGGCGAGCGGGGGCGAACGGCCUGCCGGUGAGGAGUGCGGCGAAGCAGCAGCGUUCUGGCUCGAAUACGAGCGGAACAAUGGCGGUGAAAUCGUGGAGAAGGAGCUCCCCGUCCAACUGCUCAUCGACCCCAAGAAGGUCUGCGACAUCCCGUCUUGGAAAAGAUAUUACAACCACCGCACUCUAAAUCGCGAAACUGUGGACGACAUCAAGGUUGCGAUGCUGAGUCAAUUCCGCGAGAAUAGGGGGAAGAUCUGGACGAAAAACCCUUUGGUUCUGACACCCAUCUACAAGCCGGUGACGCGUAGGCCGGAGAAAGCUGACAAGGUUCACAAAGAUGUCUUCAAGCCAGAGGACAAGGACAAGUACUACUAUUACCCUGUUAACGGUCAACACACCGUGGCUGCUGUGAAGGAGUUGGAGGGUGAGCCAAUAUUCGAUUUGUGGAAGAUGCACUCGUGGUCGGCGAGAGUAGUGUGGUUCUCCGAACGAGAUUUUGCGGGCUAUAGGCAGGUCAGUCUCAACGAGAACACGAGACACAAGAUGCCUAAGCAGCGAUCGCAGAAGGCCGCGUUUUUGGACAUGCGGGGGGCAUGGGAGAAAGAAGGAAGGCCGAUGGCCAUUCAAGGGAACCCUUCCGGCAAGGAGGCCGAAAAACGAAAGUUUUUCGAAUUCCAAAAGCUGAUUUUAGAAAACAGUCCGAACGAAUCUCACUGGGAGUUGGCAGAAAAAGAUUUGUCGCUCCCCGACAAGGAGUAUGUCGCUGCCGUUGGCAAUGCAUUGAGGCAGUGGAUGCCGCUCGUGACGGCCGGUGAUGACGUUUUCCGCAAAGCCAUGGAGUUUUAUGCGAAAUUGGCGGAGGGGAAGUUGUUGGGCGGCAACGGCAAGACGCCAUUGUCGAGGUCGGGCAAACACAUGCCAGACAAAUCUCCGGGUCUGCAAGCAAUUCCGGAAAUGGGCUCGAAAUGGGCGGCUGGUGAAACGAAUAUGGGUGGCUGGUCUGGGACGGAAGUUUGGGACUUCCUUUUCCAACCCGGACCGCCUGGUCCGACCGACCUCGAAUACAGUCGACGGAGAAACCUGGUGUUCGGUGUGCUCAAUGGGUACCACGAUGCACCCAAGGAGUUUGUCUCGCAUUUCCUGAGAAGGCUGGAGCACGUUUACUUCACGCUGGCCAAACCGCUCACCCUGGAAAACUACAAGUCACAGUUUGACGAGGAGGACCCUUUCGACGCUGAAGAUAUGGAGGAGUUGAGCGACUCGGAAACCUUCGAUUUCCAGUCCAUGCCACUUCCUCGGGUGGUUGGACAGGUUGGUGAUGAAGAGGAAGGUGCCCCUCGAAGAUAUAGCACGUACCCUGCUGGUUUGAAGCGUGUGUUUCGGGGCGAACUAGUCGACGACCAAUCGUCUGAUGACGGGGAGGAAGACAAAGACUAUGAUCACGAACCUUGUGACAGGCUCCCUGAGGACCACGACACCUGGCAGAAUGACGGACUCUACUUCUUCUGCAAGCAUCACCGGUUCACACCGGAGGAUGUCUGGGGACACAACGUCGUCUGGCACCCGAGGAUAUUCCAACCUGCUGUGAGGAAUGGAAUGUGGGUCAUGGCAAUGAAGGAGGCCGAUGGCAAGUGGAGUGGACUGAAGAGACUGGGAGCGGGUGCAUUUAAGAGAAUAGCGAGAAGUGCUCUGGUGGAGCAUUUGAGUCUCAUGAACCCCGAGAGGAACGAUCCGGACGUCGGUGCGUAUGCAGAACAAAAGCUAAAUGAGUUGUACGCCAACAGCAUGUUGCAGUUUCGAGCGCCUUUCUACACACUCGAAACGACACCGUCUCGUGGCAUUGACUGGCGCAUGCCGCAACCUCCGUCGGGCGGUCAGCAUCCGGGAGGGGGUGGAGGAGGAGACUAAGGAGACAGCGGAGGUGGCGGAGGAGACGGCUCAUAGUUUGUCUGAAAGGGGACGGGCGAGACAUCGUCGG